GGUUAUAACGCACUGUAGCAGACGACGGCACCCAUUUGAUAUCCAGGCGCUGUACGGCGAUACAGCAUCACUGUUUCUUCCUUUAUUCUUUAUUGAGGAGCAAUCAUUAGAGAGGAUUAAUUAUGCCCGGGAAUAAGAGACAGGUUAUCGUAAUUGGUGGAGGCAUCAGCGGUAUGUCCGCUGCCAAAUGGCUCCAUGAUAGGAAUGUUGAUGUACUUGUGCUGGAAGCACGGGAUAGAGUCGGUGGGAGAACACACACUGUCAGGAACGAUAAAGUGAAAUAUGUAGAUGUAGGCGGAUCGUACGUCGGUCCGACCCAGAACCGAGUUAUCCGGCUCGCUGAAGAACUUGGCAUCCAGAAUUACAGAGUCUUUGACGAAGACGCGGCUCUUCUCUCUCUUAAUGGAGGACGAAGGAAAUACUACACUGCGAUGCCCACCUCCAAUAACCCUUUCGUAAUGAUGGAUAUUAUUCAUUUCUGGAAACUUGUCGACAAACUUGGAGAACAGAUUCCAGUCGAUGCGCCGUGGAACUCUGCUCGAGCUGAAGAAUGGGAUAACAUGACGACAUCUGAAUGGCUGGACAAGAUCUGUUGGUUUUCCUACACUAAGAAGGUGGCAGAGGCUUUUACUAGGUUGGUGUUCGCUACAGAAGCUCAAAACAUGUCGCUUCUCUACUUCCUCUGGUACGUCAAGAAUGGCGGAGGAAUAUACAGAAUCAUGUCAACUGAUAAUGGUGGUCAAGAAAGGAAAUUGAUUGGCGGCUCACAGCAAAUCAGCGAAGGGAUAGCAGAUAGACUAGGAGAUGCAAAUGUCUACCUGGAACAUCCAGUGAAAAGUAUAUCCCAGGAAGGAGCGGGUAUUACUGUCACCACGGUCAGUGGUAAAGCAUUCGAGGCAGACUUUGUAAUCAGUGCAGUUCCAAUGGCCCUACUUGGAAAGAUCUCAUUUAACCCUCCACUUCCAGCUCUCAAAAAUCAGCUCAGCCAAAGAAUUCCAAUGGGUUCAUGUAUCAAGACAAUGACGUACUAUGAUCGACCUUUCUGGAGAGGUUUAAGUUUCUCAGGUUUUAUCUUGACUGAUGACAUCGUUGCAGCAACCAUUGAUGAUACGAAACCAGAUGGAAGUCUUGCUUGCCUCGUCGGAUUUGUCAACGGAACGUUCGCAAGGAAAUACACUUCUGUAUCCAUGGAAGAAAGAAAAAUGCUGGUCGCCAAAUGCUAUGCCAAAGUAUUUGGAUGUGAUGAAGCGUUAAGACCGACUCACUAUGUGGAGAAGAACUGGAUGGAAGAAGAGUACAGCGGAGGUUGUUACAUGGGAGCCACGCCUCCUGGUGUGUUGUCCAUAUAUGGAAAGGUGAUGAGAGAACCGGUAGGCCAGGUGUAUUUUGCCGGGACCGAGACUGCCAAUCAUUGGUCGGGAUACAUGGAAGGAGGGGUACAGGCUGGAGAGAGGGCAGCAAGAGAGGUUCUCUAUGCCCAGGGCAAGAUAAAGAAGAACGAAAUCUGGCACGUGGAACCCGACAAUCCAGAUUGGCCGUAUACCAAAUUCGAGAUGAGCUUCUUGGAGAGAAUGGCGCCCUCUAUCAACGGUCUGCUCGGUUUUCUUGGGACCUGUGCAACAGGUCUUCUUGUUGCCGGUCUGGCUGUCCUUUACAACGAUCAGAUCAGGAGUUUCCUCGGAAAGUAGAUUGAAAAAAAAAGAAAAAAAAUCAGAGAUUUCCACUUUCAAUCAUAUUUUUAGAGAAGGUUUGGUUUUCAGGAGUUAACAGUGAAACAGAAAGUAUUAAGAAAAUAUCUUUGCGAUGAAAAGUUUCAUUCCCGAAUUAGAAAUGACAAUGCUCUACCCCCAUGAAGACAUGUGUAUGGUUUUACCAAAGACGAUGAUCAUUUCAUGUUUAGAAAAUGUUGAAAAUUGAUGUUAUUCUUACGAUUU
Molecule: messenger RNA, 1934 nt
Organism: Lytechinus variegatus (green sea urchin)
Lineage: Eukaryota; Metazoa; Echinodermata; Echinoidea; Temnopleuroida; Toxopneustidae
Product: amine oxidase [flavin-containing] B-like
Exons: 17
Coding region: 123-1688 (521 amino acids)
Molecular function (GO): oxidoreductase activity
Source: RefSeq, a predicted model, not a curated record